Messenger RNA from Linum trigynum, 5255 nucleotides. NCBI's taxonomy places the organism in Eukaryota, Viridiplantae, Streptophyta, Magnoliopsida, Malpighiales, Linaceae. The record is from the annotation of a GenBank genome assembly.
GUGACGAGUCCGGGCUUUAUAUCAAAGUUGUUAGCGGCCAUGGGUGGAUGCAAGAUGCUUGAUUGAAUAUCCGCCGCCUGUGGGGCCAUGUACUAGCCCAUGGUCCUCGGUUUCUCAUUUCCCGCUUGGGCAUUUUAAUUCUCCGCUAUCUCAACUUCAACUUCUUCUUCCGAUUCAACUUCCUCCUCAAUUUCAGCUUCAAUUUCUUCUCUGGGAUCAACGUGUGGUUGUCCCCGAUCCAACAAUCCUUCCCUUGCUUCCCUUAACUCUUUCUCCCGAGCCAAGUGUCGGAGAGUUCAGUUGAUGUUCUCGUCUAGUGGCUCCAAAGGUGUCGAAUCACUCCGGGUCAUACACAUCCUGCACACACUUCACAAACAAACAAGUCGAGCCAAGACAAGCAAGAUUCACAAACAAAAUUCAAAAAUUAAAGGCUAGAUUAACACCAAACGGCUUUUUUUAAUAAACGUAAACUCUCCCCAACAAAGGCACCAAAACUUGACUCGCCCUGAUUACAUGAUAGUAUUGUAUUUGCACAUGUUUUUACUGUCGUAUCUUGAUUGUUUAAGCUUGCAUCAUCUCUUAUUUGGCCCAUUUUAUGCUAGUUUUUGUUCUUUUGUCAAAUUUCAGGUCCUAGUACGUAAAGUGAAGCAUAGGCACAAGUUUCAAGUCAAUCGGAGAUCAAUUGGCAACUCGGGAGAAGAAACUCGGGCAUGACCAAAGGAAGAUGAAUUUCUAACACAUUUUAUGGUAAAAUAAUCAUGUAAUAUUGUCAUGAAAAUAAAGAGGACGAGACUACGAGCGUCUGGGAUCAAACGAUGACUAAUUCGAAGUUCGCACGAGGGAGAAACGAGACAUCCAAGACAGGGGAAUAGGAACAAUGAUUUCCACAGAAUGGAAGCCAAUUCCACUACCGUAGAUUAGGAUUUUAGGCCGUGUUUUUUAAGCAGGAGAAAUCCACGGGUUAGAGAGCCUAUUCCACGACCCAACAACGAGUAUAAAGGCCCAUUUUAUGCAUUUUUGGAAGGGGCGAGCUGGGUUUUGGAUCCCAAACACCCAAGGGACGAAACCUAGAGAUAGCAACUUGGAAUCAUUCUUUGAGCUAUUUUGGAGGAUUUCUUCACCAUUGAAGCUCGCGAAUCAAGUUUGGAGAUGGAGAUAGAAGAUCUAGAUCAGAUUUCUACAUUCUCUAUCUUCUCUAUGGAGUAACUUCCCUUCCCUUAGGUUUUGAGGAACCCUAUAUUUGUAUGCUAGGAAGAUUUAUAUGAACCCAUUUUCAUGGAUGAUUGAUUAUCUUAUAUCCAAUUGAGGCAUUAUUCUGAAUUCCAUGAGUCCUUAUCAAAUUCCUGUGAUUUCUGCUUUAACCUAGAACGAUAGUCUCUGCGUAGGUUAAAAGAGCAACCUGAAUUGGAAGUAGUGACUCGAUUGCUUUAGUCGAGAAGUCGAUUCACUACUCAAUACUGGUGUAAACCCAGUAGAGGAAUGUUGAAUCUUAUUUCCUUGGUUAGGUUAUUCUAGUGGAGGUUAUUCACCCACAGGGUAAUCUAUUCAAGAGGGUCUGGAGCACUUUAGUCGAUACUCCAAACUGUUUGAGAACUUUCCGCAAUGUAAAUGUUAGCAGAAUUGAAUUUGGUAAAUUACAACUUGGCUUAACUACAAUCUAGGUGGAAUCAUACCUAACUGAGUUCCCAACCAGUACUUAGAGUAACUUAAAUUGUAAUUUGCUAGAGUAUUUAUAGUUCUUCUAUCUUAAUUUGGUUUGCUAGAUAAUGAACUGAAGCUGAGUAAUAGUCAUUCUAUAGACCCGUGGAUUUGAUAUUUAUUACUUGUGCCACUAUACUGCAGACCCUUUCAUUGGUUACACUUGACCAUUGUUAGAAGUUGUGUUUUAGCGAGCCACUACACCAAAUAAAAUCUCGACUAGAGCCCAAGUAUGAACUCUAGUAGGGUAUAGUAUAGGAAAAGUGUUUUAAAAUGUCAACCUAGGUCAGUCCAUGUACUCUUACUUCAACCGUUUAAAUCGUUAUCUAGCUAUCGGUUUUGGUGAAAACUAAAAACUACAAUUUUAAGCAAGCAAGAAGUUAAAUUGUUGUGGAUUGUAUAUGAGAAAACUUCACCCAAGUAUUGCUCCCCCUAGACUUGUAUCAAGUUGCAAUGAUCAGAACUCUAGUGAGAAAUAGUAUGUUCUUGUACCGCGAGGAUGGCGCAACUCGUGGAAAACUCCCACUCUCUUAGCCAAUCAAUUAAGGAAAAGCAAUUAAGCUAUGAAACCUUGCUCUCUUAAUCAAUCGGCUAAGGAUUGUUAACUAAUCCCUCGAAAGUUAAUCCGAAACGGCGACAAAGCGAUAAAACACAAUCAAAUCGUGACGCUAAAUAGAUACUUGAGGUGUGUCCCUAAUUGCCCUAGAAGUAGUUACCCAAUUUGCCAAGAAGUGGGUGAUAGACCGUCAUUUACACAUGUUUUUACCCCCAUUCUUACACCGUUUGAGGUGUUGAUUCUCGUGUUUUAGGCCGAUUUCACGCUAGGUUGUGCUUGUUUGUGAUGUUUCAGGUCCUAGUACGUGAAUGAAGGCUUAGGAGCGAGUCUGGGGUCGAUUGGACGAAGAACGGACGAAUGGCGAGGUUUUUGGGGAGCUGCACGGGCAGACCAGGGAGGCUGCACGGCCGUGCACGUGAGCAAUAUGGCCGUGCGCCUUAUACCGAGGACACGCACGGGCAACCCCUGAAGCUCGCACGGCCGUGCACCCUGGCCGUGCGAGAGGGCUGAAGUUCGACUAAAUGACACGCUGCGUUUUGAGUUGCACGGCCAGAAUGGUGAUAUGCACGGCCGUGCACCCUGGCCGUGCGAGUCGGGAUUUCCUGGUUUUAAGCCAAAUUCCGAACCAAAGAAGAGGAGAGCUGGGUUUUGGAUCCCAAACACCCAAGGGACGAACCCUAGAGAGAGAGAGCGACUUGGGAACAUUCUUGGAGCUAUUUUGGAGGAUUUCUUCGCCAUUGGAGCUCGGGAAUCAAGCUUGGAGAUGGAGAUUGAAGAUCUAGAUCAGAUUUCUGCAGUCUCUCUCUUCUCUAUGGAGUAACUUCCCUUCACUUAGGUUUUGAGGAACCUUAGUUCCAUGAGUUAGGAUCUUUCUUGUAUGAAGUUUUGGAUGCUAUAUUGUUUGAUUAUAAUUGAAUGAUGCAUGUUUAUUGAGUCAAUUGAAGUCUGAUCAACUUUUCCUGAUUCCUGCUGCAAUCUGAGAUAGAUAGAAUCUGAUUAGGUUGCUAGAGUCUCAUCAUUCGAUAGUAGGAGAUUGGCUAUACGAGAGUUAGCCAGUUUACUGCUUUGUACUGGAAUCCAAUUCCAGUAGUGGAGUUCUGUGCUUAUUGCUUCAGCUUUCUAUCCCGGUGAAGACUAGUCGUCUGCCGGAUAGUUAGACUGAGAGGGUUUGGUCAGCUUAAGAGAUUCCAAACUACUGUCGGAUCUUCCGCAGUUUAAUCAACAGUAAAUCAACCAAAAGGAAUUACAACUUGGACCUAAUUGAGGAGCUAGGGGGAAUCAUACCUAAGUGAGUUCCCAAACUGUAAUUAGUAGUUUUACUUAGUUAGUUUGUAGAGUAGUUUAGUUAAUCAAUCCUUAAUCUAGUUUGCUAGAUAAUGAACUGAAGCUGAGUAAUAGUAACUCUAGAGACCCGUGGAUUCGAUAUUUAUUACUUGUGCCACUAUACUGCAGUCCCUUUCAUUGGUUACACUUGGCCAUUGUUAGGUGUUGUGUUUUAGAGCAUCAAGUUUUUGGCGCCGUUGCCGGGGACUUUCUAGAGUAUUAGGAAAGGCAGAAGUUUGUUACUUUAGCGUUUUUCUUUUCUUUUCUUUUCCACCCUUGCUUUUCACUUGGGUGUUUUUGUUUUUGUUGGUGCAGAUCUGAAUCAUGGAUCCUAAUGGCUUCUCCAAUCAUUGGGGGUAUCCACCACCAUCCGGGUGGUAUUACCCCGCGACUCCCUAUAGCAAUCAAGGAGGAGAAGACUAUGGAUUCGGGUUCCAGUACCAACCCCCUUACUACGGAGAACAAUCAGACCCCUGGGCAUAUCAAGAACAACCUCAUUACCAAGAAGACUUUCUCCCACAACCAGAAGGGCCAUCGGAGCUGGAGUUACCCAUGGCGGCCUUCACGGGCCACUCUGCAGAGCCAUGCUACACUUCACUGGAGGAUCCGAACAAACAAUUAAGGCUUCUCGUGGAGCAGUUUGCUCGAGAUACUGAGAAAUCAUGCUCCAAGAUGGAUAUUCAAAUCAAAGCCCUUGUCACUUCCGAUCCCUCAUUUCUCCAUGAUAUGGAGGAGACUGUUCAGCGCUCAGCGAAGCAAACAGAGUGGGUGAAGCAAGUUUGCUCACAUCUUGCUCAAGAUCACCUUUCUACUGCCACGCUAGAAGAGGUGGAGGAUGACAAAGGCUAUGGGAGCGUUGAGGAGCAUACAGAAGUUAUCACAGAGAACUCCCAUGAUAACCAUGAUCAGGAAAGUCCUUUGGUUGCAGACCACACCUUUCCUCAUUUAUGCUCUAACAUGUUGGGCCCGUGCGAGGAGAUGCAAGAUGAUCCCAUUGAAGAAAUUGCUUGGCGACUUGCUCUCCAAUCUGUUCUAGAAGAAGAAGAGCGAGCAAGGAUGAGGAAGAAAGUUGUGGAUGAUGAGGAAGAAAGAAAAGAAGAGGUGGUUCUUGAUCUUUUCCCAGGGGAGAGACCACAUUUUGAAGAAGGAAGGGGGGUUGAGGAAGCAAUUGGCGUCCAGGCUGAGGAUGAAGUUGAGGUGGAAGAGGCAUGCACCGGCCAUGAGUUACAUUUGAUAUCUCCACCAAACUUCGAGGAACUACUUAGCAAGGACCCAUUUGCAGUGUCUCUUUGCCAGACCAAGGCCACAUCGACAUCGGUCCCUCUUGGUGGACGUGAUGGUGGUCGGUCGAUGCUGUCAUAUCUGGUUUGGGGCAAUGAGACGAGAGAAGAGAAGAAGAGGUCUCGAGGGUGGAGACUUCAUCUGCAUCAAGUACAUGAGCCUUCAUCACCUGCCACACCAGAUGCUCGUGACUUGAGACUCCACCUCAUCGACGAGAACCUCAACUUCAAGGAGGUUCUAGCAUGGACCGAAACUUAGGAGCCAUCGUCCGGCUCACGACGUGAAAGAAGCGCUUGUUGGGAGGCAACCCAACCAGUCGGUUUGCAUUUCUUUCUCUAUUUCUCCUCGGUUGAGUCAGUUUUGUUAUUUGAUUUUAGAGUAAAUAACUCAACCUUUG